Messenger RNA from Arabidopsis lyrata subsp. lyrata, 1371 nucleotides. RefSeq names its product replication factor A protein 1. The coding region runs from base 1 to 1371 and encodes 456 amino acids. The transcript has 10 exons. Gene Ontology annotation, cellular component: nucleus. Gene Ontology annotation, molecular function: DNA binding. The record is from RefSeq and is a predicted model, not a curated record. Lineage: Eukaryota; Viridiplantae; Streptophyta; Magnoliopsida; Brassicales; Brassicaceae. Gene Ontology annotation, biological process: DNA repair; DNA replication; DNA recombination.
AUGUCGUCAAGCAGAAAAAGCAAAAAUUCACUAACUUUCAUCGAUGAUAUCAAUCCUAUUCACGAUCAGAAUAAGAUUAAGGUGUUAAUCCUGAGGCUGUGGAAGGCGUAUCAGAGAGAUGCGGGCAAUACAAUCGAGAUGGUUUUGGUGGAUGAAAAGGGUUCAAGAAUCCAUGCAACUGUUGAAGACAAAAAUAUCAAAAAGUUCGACAGUGUCCUGAAAGAAGGUGAUGUCGUUACCUUAAAUCCUUUCAAGCUCAUCAAGUACUCUGGCGAUUAUAAGAGCAACAGUCUUUCUUUCAAGAUUUUGUUUUACCGAACAACCCAGGUCAAACCAUGUGAUGAUUUUCCAAAGGAAGUCCCUGAGAAGUAUUUUGUGGAAUUUGGUGAUGUUUUAAAUGGUUCACGAGACACGCGUGUUUUCGUUGAUGUUAUUGGUCAGAUUGUCAACGUUGGACCGAUAGAGGAUAUAAAAAUCAGAGGAAAGAGUACUCCAAAGCUCGACGUCGAGUUGCGUGAUCGUGGGAACGUACGGUUAAUAUGUACUCUAUGGGCGGAUUUUGCUAAGCAAGUUAAGGUUUAUACUGAAGCAAAUCCAGCGGCUGUUGUUUGUGUGAUUAGGUGUGCUCAGGUUAAGGAGUGGAAAGGUAAUUGGACUAUAUCUAAUGCUAUGGGCGCAACACGUGUAUUACUCGAUCCUCCAGGCGUUUUUGUUGAUGAGUUCAGAUCAGGGCUACCAACCGAUGGCGAGGGUAUGUGUGUGACCAUGGUCACUGUUGGAUCCGUCGAGCGAACGUCGAAAUGGUAUUACGUUUCGUGUAAGAUGUGUAAUAAGAGUGUCGAGCCUUAUCCAGAAAAUUCUGGUGAUGAUGGAAACCCACCUCUUUACUAUUGCGGCGUUUGUGACAAGGAUGUAUCUGCGGUAGUGUUCAGGUACCGAUUGGUUCUGGAGGUUUCUGAUGCAACUAACUACAAGGCAAGGUUUUUGUUGUUUGAUGCAAUGGGUAGUACCCUCCUCCGUAGAACUGCACAGGAGCUCUAUAAUGCAGUUUCUGAGAAUGACCCCUCUAUACUUCCCUCGGAGAUUGGGGCAUUGGUCGGGAGGCGGUUUCUUUUUAAAGUGAGUAUAGGUGGCGAUAAUCUGAAAUCGGAUCGGUCGCAUUACGUGGUACAGUUAUUUUCUGAUGAUGAUGAGCUGAUUAAAGACUAUUCUGAUAGUCUAGACUCCGAGGUUUUGGUGCCUUUGCCCGUAACGCCUAUUACAAAGGAGGCCAGUGUUCGCCGUGGCGGUGUAUCCGUCGAGAAUCCGAAACCUCCUGCGAAGAAAAUCAAAAUCGAGGGCAAGAAAGAAGAGAGUUUUGCCACAACUUAA